Boleophthalmus pectinirostris (great blue-spotted mudskipper) is the source of this 2373-nucleotide messenger RNA. Its product is annotated as protocadherin alpha-2-like. Gene Ontology annotation, biological process: homophilic cell-cell adhesion. The transcript has 3 exons. Bases 1 to 2373 code for a protein of 790 amino acids. NCBI's taxonomy places the organism in Eukaryota, Metazoa, Chordata, Actinopteri, Gobiiformes, Gobiidae. Gene Ontology annotation, cellular component: plasma membrane. The record is from RefSeq and is a predicted model, not a curated record. Gene Ontology annotation, molecular function: calcium ion binding.
AUGGAAUUGUUAUGCGUGCGUUUGAUCACUUUAUAUUUGAAAUGGGGUUUGUUUCACAGUCUCUUCCUCUUGCCAUUGUGUGGGCAGUGCGCUUUGGCUCAGAUCAGAUAUUCUGUUCCGGAGGAGGUGAAGGACGGGACUGUUGUUGGAAAUGUUGCAAAGGAUCUUGGUCUUGAUGUUGCAUCGUUGGGUGAGAGACGGUUCCGUGUUGUUUCUAAAACAAAUGACGCUAUUUUUGCUGUAAACGCUGAUAAUGGCGCUUUGUACGUCCACGGGCGCAUUGACAGAGAGCAGCUGUGUCAGGGCAGCGGUACGUGUCUGAUGGAGCUGAAGGUUCUGGUGGAAAACCCUUUGGAAGUUCACUAUGUGGUUGUAGAAAUUACUGAUGUAAAUGACCACUCGCCAAGAUUUCCUAAAACAAAUCAAACGUUUGAAAUUGGAGAGCUCACUUUGCCAGGGAAAAGACUUCAGCUACACCCUGCCCACGAUCCCGACGCAGGAACAAAUUCGAUCCGCACGUACACGUUGUCUGCAAAUGAGUAUUUUGAGAUUAAUAUUCGACAAAGUGACUUGGGUAAAAUACCGUUUCUGGUGUUAAAGAAACCUUUAGACCGGGAACAGAGCAGCACACACUCUCUGCUCCUUACAGCGGUUGAUGGGGGCAAACCACAGAAAUCCGGGACACUGAAUAUUACCAUAAUUGUUCUGGACAGUAAUGACAAUAGACCAGUUUUUACUCAAGAGGUUUUUCACAUCACAGUGAAAGAAAAUUUGGAGAAAGGAAAUGUAAUAUUUAAGUUAAACGCAACAGAUGCGGAUGAGGGAAUAAAUGGAGAAAUUGAAUACAGCCUCGGGGAAACAUUGAGCCAAUAUGUUUAUAAAACAUUUGAAUUAAACAGAUUAACAGGAGAAAUUGUCACUAGAGGCCCAAUAGACUUUGAAGAAACUGAUCAUUAUGAAUUAGACGUAGAGGCUUCAGAUAAAGGCACACCUCCAUUAACAGGCGAAUGUAGAGUUAUUAUAAACAUCAUAGAUGUAAAUGAUAAUUCUCCAGAAAUAGACGUGACUUCUCUGUCAAACACAGUGGCUGAAGACUCCAAACCAGGGACAGUUGUAUCACUAAUCAGUGUAACAGACAAAGACUCUGGUGUCAAUGGUAAAAUCAUCGCUCACAUAACAAACAACGUGCCUUUUGAACUCAAACCCUCGUAUAAAGAAAACACAUAUUCAGUUGUCACUAAGGAUUUCCUGGACAGGGAGGAGGUGUCACAUUAUGACAUAACUAUAAAAGCCACUGACUGUGGGGAGCCUCCUUUAUCCACCACUAAAACUCUGAGUAUUCAGAUAUUAGAUGUAAACGACAACAGUCCACAGUUUGAACAAAAUCCUCUGUACUUUUAUAUUGUAGAAAAUAACGUGGCAGGGACGUCACUGUUCUCUGUAACUGCAUCAGACAAAGACAAGAAUGAAAACGCAGAUAUUUCCUACAGCAUUGCGCGUGCAGGACAGGAGAAGGACGUGACGCUCUUUUUAAACGUGAACGCGGAAAAUGGUCAAAUCACUGCUCUGAAAAGCUUUGACUUUGAGACAUUAAAGUCUUUCCAGUUUCAAGUCGUGGCCUCAGACUCUGGGACUCCGUCACUGAGCAGCAACGCGACAGUGCACGUGUUCAUCCUGGAUCAGAACGACAACGCUCCAGUCAUUCUGUAUCCAGUCAGGUCUAAUGGUUCUGCUGAAGGAGUGGAGGAGAUCCCCCGCAAUGUGAACGCGGGACACUUGGUGACUAAAGUCAGGGCCUAUGACUCUGAUAUCGGAUAUAACGGCUGGCUGCUGUUUUCACUGCAGGAAGUGACUGACCACAGUCUGUUUGGGUUGGACCGCUACACAGGACAGAUCAGGACACUUCGCUCGUUCACAGAGACAGACGAGGCCGAGCACAAACUCGUCAUACUGGUCAAAGACAAUGGCAACGUGUCCCUGUCAGCUACAGCUACUGUGCUCGUGAAAGUGGUGGAGCCCAGAGAGGCUUUUGCAGCUUCUGACGUUAAGAGCUCCUCUAAAGACUCUGAGGACACUAACGUGACUUUUUACCUGAUGAUAACUCUGGCCUCGGUCUCAGCUCUGUUCAUUCUCAGUAUCAUUGUGCUGAUUGCAAUGCAGUGCUCCAAGUCCAGCACUGACUACACCUCCAAGUACUUACAGGACACAAACUAUGACGGGACUCUGUGCCACAGCAUCCAGUACAGAUCUGGAGACAAGCGCUACAUGUUAGUUGGACCCAGAAUGAGCGUAGGAUCCACUAUAGUCCCAGGGAGCCAAGCCAACACACUGGUGCUGCCUGACAGGAGGAGGCCCUCUGAGGAGGUAAGAUGA